AUAUCAAUUUUACUUAUAUCAUAUAUCAUAUUUGUAUUGCAUCAAUAUCAUAUAAUUGAAUAUUUGAGUUAUAAUAGUAAUUGAAUAGUAGAAAUAUGACGUCGAUUGGUACGGGUUAUGAUUUAUCUAAUAGUGUGUUUUCACCAGAUGGAAGAAAUUUCCAAGUAGAAUAUGCCAUGAAGGCAGUAGAAAAUGGUGGAACAUCAAUUGGGAUUAAAUGUAAAGAUGGUAUAGUGUUAGCCGUGGAAAAGAUUAUAAAUUCUAAAUUAUUAGUUCCAGGAAAGAAUAAAAGAAUUCAAACUAUUGAUAAACAUAUUGGUGUGGUAUAUUCUGGUCUUUUACCAGAUGGUCGUCAUUUCGUUAAUAGAGGUAGAGAUGAAGCUCAAACUUUUAAAUCAUUUUAUAAAACUCCUAUUUCAGUUCCUCAUUUAAUGGAUAGAUUAGGUAUCUAUGUUCAAAAUUAUACUUGUUAUAACUCAGUAAGACCAUUUGGAGUUGUCUCAAUCGUUGGAGGUAUAGAUGAUGAUGGUCCUCAUUUAUAUAUGAUCGAACCAAGUGGUGCAUGUUGGGGUUAUACUGGUGCUGCUACUGGUAAAGGUAGACAAACUGCCAAAUCAGAAUUAGAAAAAUUAGAUUAUGAAACUAUAACUGUAAAGGAAGCUGUUAAGACUGCAGCAAAGAUAAUCCAUCAAGCUCACGAAGAUAAUAAAGAUAAAGACUAUGAAUUGGAGAUCUCGUGGAUUUCUUUAGAAGAAACCAAAGGUAGACAUGAAUUUAUCCCUGAAGAUUUAUUAGCCGAAGCAAGAAAAUUUGCUGAAGAAGAAGAUGAAGAAGACGAAGAAGAAGAGGAAGAUGAUGAAGAAAUGGAAAGUUAGA
Molecule: messenger RNA, 876 nt
Organism: Scheffersomyces coipomensis
Lineage: Eukaryota; Fungi; Ascomycota; Pichiomycetes; Serinales; Debaryomycetaceae
Gene: PRE10
Product: proteasome core particle subunit alpha 7
Exons: 3
Coding region: 96-875 (259 amino acids)
Biological process (GO): ubiquitin-dependent protein catabolic process; proteasomal protein catabolic process
Cellular component (GO): nucleus; proteasome core complex, alpha-subunit complex; proteasome core complex
Source: RefSeq, a predicted model, not a curated record